This is a messenger RNA of Phaedon cochleariae (mustard beetle), 8821 nucleotides long. The record is from the annotation of a GenBank genome assembly. Lineage: Eukaryota; Metazoa; Arthropoda; Insecta; Coleoptera; Chrysomelidae.
GUAUCAAUCUUAGACAUCGUAAUAUUUUUGUAUACAUUUUAACUUUCAACUACGACAAAUGGCGUUGUAUGGAGAUCACCCUAAUGAAGUGAAUUUUAGAAUAUUAUGUUCUUACAAAGCUGGAGUAAGAGAAGAGCGGCGCACACCUUGAUUGCUCGAAUGCGCCUGCUGUACGGCUGUACCGCUGUGUCAUCACUACCAUCUGCAUCUAAAUAUCAAUUUCCAGUACCUAUCAUUUGUCAUGCUAUAUAAAUUGCAAGUUAUUAUUAGGUACCUGCCAGAUUCUAGAGAAAUCCAAUGUAUGUGACUCAGUUACUCAAAUUUAUCGUGAUUCGAAUUAACCGCUAAAGCCAAAAUCGUCCUGAUUGGUCUAAAUGCCUGCCUAUGGACCGUUUCGGGUAAAUCUGAAUUCGUGCAUUUCAUCUCACCGUAAGUUCGUUUACCGCGCGAGCAUCAUCCUUGAGUAGUUAGUUGAACAGUUUAUGGUGUUGCCACGUUUCAAAUUCCGUUUUGAAAACGGAAAGGACACAAAGCCAGUUCAGAUUUUAUAUAUUUCAGGUUUUGGGUGCUAAAUUUCAUUGUCAUUGGAAAUAUAUGGGAAUCUACAUCCUCGUAAUUUGAAUUUGAUUGCAAUGUCAAUGAAAAUUGAGGUGAUUGAGUGGCAUGACAAAAAAGUUACGAUGAACAGAAAGAGGAAGCCACAUAUUGAAUAAUAAUUCGAUAUAUAAAUACUAUAGGCGUAUCGAGAAGAACGUAUCAAACUCUCGAAACAUAGAAACAUUCAGAAAUUCUCAAAUGACUUAUUCCAAAUUUUAUUUACUUCAAAGAUGACGGGUGUCGAAGUGAAUGUUUUUUUGAAUUGAUAACGAUACAUCAACUCACAAUACAUUACUUUGCUGCCUAUAUAUAGGUACUCACCUAUAUUUUUUUUAUGUUUGCUUUUAUAUAUAUCUUUGAAAGUGGUGCUACCUAUAUUCGAGAAUAGCUCAAGCCUUUACUGAAUUAUAGAACAUAAAGUAAGUUUUAUUAUGAUAUGUAUUUUGUUUAUAACCAAAUUAACCAAUACACUAAACACACAUUGAUGAAGACGGCUUAUGAUUGAGAUCACUUUUACCAUCAGAUGUUUCGACUUGUUUCAAUGGACCUGUUUUAGUGAAAAGAUUUAUUUCAUUAAUUUGAAGUACUAACCCAGCCUAGUUUACUGCCACAAAACGUUUUCUUCUAAGAGCUCAGUACAUUUUUUUUAAAAUUAUUGAAAAUCACGAUAUUUCAUAACAUGAAAAACGCAGGACAACGCAUGACGACAUAGAUAACGCGAUCAAUUCAAUGCAACUAUUUACAAUACGACUUAGAUAUUGUGAGUAUCUCGGAGUAUAAUCCUGCGGUGGAAGUGUAUUCCUAUUGUUAUGUGGAACGUGAAUAUAAGUUCAUUGAUUAUUUGUGAUGAUUUUGAAUAAUUAUGACCGUAUCGAAUACCUAUACUUUCAAUACACAUGGAACGUACAAUAUGAAAUAUGUUUGUGGCGUAAAUUCGACUAGCGUGUACAACCCCAUUGGCAGAUUUCAGGGUCAUCAGAUGACGCUGCGAUGACAUUUAGCAAUAGGGAAAAACAUUUCUCCCUCGAGUCGUAGAUAGAGAGAUCUCGCUCGCUUGUGCAUGCUGUGGCAACGCUGCACAUGAAUAGUGGGAGAAUUUGACCGCCUAGCAACAACAUGACUUCAUAUCUCAGUUUGUUUUCCAUUUCGCUCUCGCUGAGUGCCAACUCCCGCCAAUUUGCAUUCGGAGGAGAAAUAAGGAGAAAUUGUACUCGUCUCUCUCUAUUUAAUACCAUCAUCGUCUUCGUUUUUUAUCGCGGGGGUAAUAGAGGCAAAUCGCAUGACUUGUUCUAUACGAAUACGGUUUAUCGAAUAUUAUGUUUUUACGAUAUACCUCCCUACCAAAUUUUGUUCUAGCAUAUUAUGAUAAUGGCAAUGAAUGCACCUACCUAAUCAAUAGUCGAAUGUUAGGAUUCCCAAUUUUCUGCACUAGGUAUUCAUACCUACCAUAACAUUAAAUUAGAAUAAGUUGCCUCAUUUUUGUGGAGCUAAUUCAAAAUGUUUUGUCACAAUAUCUAAUAAUUUUUUAUGCCGAAGAACAAAAAAUGCUGAAAAUAUUGUGCAGAAUGGGAGAAAAAUGUGAUAAAUGAUUUAAAUCAGAACCGAAUUUAGGAAAUAUGCAUUGACGAUGGAUUAUCUGAGUUGAAUUGUUGAACAAUAUACAGAAAUGAUUCCUAUGCAUUGUUGUUUUAGGUAGGUAUAAAGCAUGUUCAUUAUUUUGCGCGAAUCUUCCCUACACGUAGGUAUCUCGUCAUAGUCGUAGGAUACCCCUGAUAUUGUUUUAUGUCGUCGCUAACCAAUCACGAUCAUAUGGGACAGCCCCCACCAAAAAUCUACUGAUUUUUCAACUUCUUGGGAAUUUGAGGUUUGAUUUGUAACCACAUCAGACAACUUUGGGUAUUGUUAUGUUCAAGUUGUGUUUUGCUAAUCUCUCUGUGUGUUUCGAAAGAAUAUAACUCAGGUUUGAUGAGCCUGAAUCUUAUGAUGAAAAUGAGGGCUGUAAAUCUAUUACUAACGGCGAUACUAGUAGUGGAAACCAAUAUGCUAUGUGCUCGACUCCUGUUAACACCGAUUUGCUUCCUAGCAAGAGAGCACGGUUCGAUAUGAGCACGAUAAACAUCAGUGAUCACGUACCAGUUCAAUCUUACGAACAGUCAAUAAUUACGAAUCAGAAUGACAUCAAGUCACUAUUUUCAGACGAACAGGUACAUAACAGUGAUAAUAAAAAUGAUGAUGAUGAUAACAAUAAUUUACAAGGUAGAGGAUUCGAGAUAACGCCUGAAAGUUUCAACAUACCGAAAGGCUUCAAUUUAUCCGAUUCGAACACUAGUAUAGUUCUCCCAGUGAAUUCACUUAAUGUAGAUUCACUUCCUCCAAGUUCCUAUAAACAAUGCACUAUUUUGGAGGGAUCUUUUCAGAUAAAAAACGAAUACUUCGAUUACAUUAUAAAGGAGAACCGUUUGAUUAAUGAAUACUAUCCAUCAUAUUUCCGAAAUCGCCUAAAAAAAUUCGUCAACAAUGUUUGUACCAUUGCGAUAAAAUAUCGUAAAUAUCUCAAAGACGGAUCUAUUAAAAUUUUUGCAAUUUGUAAAAACAAUAAUUAUCGUUGUAAGAAAUUCAAAAUCAUCAUUCGCGGACACACUGUUGUCGUUUAUUCAAGUUCAGUGAAUUUUUGUCAUCCCAAUAAAAUAACUUUUCAUGUGAAAGGUAUUGAACGGUCGAUCGUGAAAAAUAAAGUAUUACAUAAGAAGCCGUCCGAAUACAAGCGACAAUCAAUUUUAUCUGCCAAAUUACGCAUCAUAGAAUCGGGUAACCUACAGGACAUAAAAUCGGAUUGUACUUUGAGAAAAAUUAAAUCGGAAGCGGAAUCUCAUUGGGAUAGGGACCAACAUGAUUUGUUGGAUUUAUGUAAGAUGCAAGAAGAACAUGACGAAUAUAUAAAACAAGUAUCUAUGCCCUUCAAUGUAAAAGUGUUCAGUAAGGAACAAUUCGAAGUUCUUGAUCGAAGCGGCGGUGAUAUUUUACCAGUAAUUUUUUUUGACGCAACGGGUAGUAUCGUUCGGAAGCCUACGACGAAAACAAAACGAGUUUAUUUGUACAGUGCCGUUUUACCCAUUAAUUCCGGUCGCAUAUUCCCAAUAUUCGAAAUGAUUUCGGGUUCUCAUUUCUCUAAGACGAUUUUUACGAUUUUUCACGACUUUCGAGUUUUCUGCGAAGAACAGAAUAACAAAUGGCCGGUUUUCGGUGCUGUCGUCACUGAUUUUAGCUUCGCUAAUAUACAUGCUAUUUGCAAGGCUUGUAAUAGAAUCAAUCUUUUAGAAUACCUUGACGUUACAUUCAAAAUUGCAUUUGAUAAAGUUGUUCUUCCUGAAAAUAUAGUUACUAUACAUUUAUGUUGUGCGCAUUUAAUGAAGAAUUUCAGUAAAGAUAUAAAUGAGUGUUUCACAGAUUAUGAAGUGCGGGAAUUUUAUAAAGACGUCAUGGCAUCGGUGAUCAAUAUGGAGUUGUUCAAUGAUAUCGAAGAUUGCUUUCAGAGUAUGAGUGUAUUGUUACUUAGUCCGGUUACAACUAAAAUUGUUCGCGAACAUCUAAAUAUUCUAUUGAGAUCGAGAAACGAUCAUUCAAUCGAUCUUGACAUCAAAUUUCGCGAGUGUGAUAUUGCAUCAAGUGAACACGUAUAUGAAAAUGACGGGAAACGUGGAUUGCAUAAAUCUAGUAUAUUUUAUGUUCAUUUCUAUAAAUUAUUUGAGAAAAUGAGCGAAAUUCAUAAAUUCUCUUCCUGCAUUGAAGGGCCUACUAAUAAAUAUUAUAGUCAGAAAUUUUUUGAUUUGCUUUUGUCAAAAUACUUACCAUUUUGUCCCCUCUGGACUGGCGUAAUUUUGAGAAAACGAAGAGCUGAGCUUCACUUCAGCAAUUCUUAUGUAGAAAAUUAUUUUGGUCACCUUAAAAAUAAUGUUUUGAACGGAAAUAAAAAUCUCAAGUGUUCUAGGUAUCUCAGGAAGAGCAGAGAAAAUGUACUCGCCUUAUAUAAAGAAUUCAUAUGUAAUAUUCCUAAAAAUAGGUUAACGAAACAAAGUAAAAGAAAAAUCGAUCCCGCGAAUGAGCAUUCGGCUCAAGAAACAUGGAACAAAAAAGCUAAGAAAGUAUCAGGUACGCAUUUUGCAGGAAUUUUUCUAAAAAAGUUGAGUUCUUUGAAAGAAGCGGAAAAUGGAAAAAUGGAAACUGAUAACGAUAAUGAAGAUAAUAAGUGUGAAGAACUGAAUUUAUGUUCGCCAAUAGUUAUUGAUAAUAUUGACAAUAAUAAUCAUGAUAAUAAUAGUUAUAAUAAUGAUGAUACAUUAACAGAAAAAUGUUUGUAUUGUGGAUUCGGUCGUCUCGAUACAACUACCGAUUGGGUAGCUUGUGACUCCUGUCGACGAUGGAUUCACGUGACAUGUGAUCCUUCGUUCGGAGAUAAAACUUACAGCGGAUCUUUUUUGUGCGAGAAGUGUUUUUCAGUGAAUAAAAAAUCAGAUGAAACUAGGAUAUAUAAAUGUAUGUAUUGCGGCUUAGGUGAUCUCGAUAAUACUGCGAAAUGGGUAGCUUGUGAUAAUUGUGAUGGAUGGAUCCAUCAAAUUUGCGAUAGUUCAAAUCAUUCGUAUAGCGGUAAUUUUUAUUGUAAACUUUGUUCAAAUAACUUGAAAUCAAGUUGCGAGGCGGCAUUGUGUAAGUUAGACGAAGAGAAAAUUCAAAGGGAUUCGAUUGAACGAAAAACUAGAGGUCAACGGGAGUCAGCUAUGUGGUUCGCGGAAAGGAGAAAACGGAUAACAGCGUCAAAUUUCGGAACAAUUUGCAAAGCAAGAAGUCACAAAUCGAAAUUAAAUAUCGCGAAAUCAUUAACAUCAUCUAAACAUUUUGUUAAUGAAGCUAUGAAGCAUGGCAUCGAUAGUGAAAAGUUAGCGCUCGACGCGUUCAUCAAUCAAACGGGAUAUAAAUACGAAAAGUGCGGACUAGUUAUUCAUGAAAAUUAUUCAUUUUUAGCAGGUUCCCCAGACGGACUUUUGAAUGGGGACGGUAUUAUUGAAAUUAAAUGUCCUUACAAAGUGCGCGAAUGUGAUCGAAAUGAAACAUUAAGGAAUCUAGAUGAUAUCGAUAAUAACGGGAAAUUAAAAGUCACUUCGAAAUAUUAUUAUCAAAUACAGGGUUUGCUAGAGGUAACUAAUAGAUCGUGGUGCGAAUUUGUAGUGUAUACUUUCAAAGGAAUUCAGUUUACAGAAAAGAUUUUUAAACGGCCAGACUUUUUCAGGAAUAUCAUGUUAAAUAAGUUGAAAGAAUUCUUUUUUUACUAUCAUCUUCCUACUUUUCUCAAUUUCGGGGAUAUCGACGAGAUCUCGCGUAAAUGGAGGCCAGUAAAAGAUAUGGAAUUUUUAUCGAAUGGGCUAGUGAACGAUAUAAAUUAUUAUAAAAAGAGUAACAGAGAUUACGUAGUCGCGACAUUUAAAGAAUUUGAUUGUUUUAAUCAGAUAAAUAUAUCUGAUUUCGCUUCCCUCGAUAAUGGGAAGUGGUUGACGAAUUUCGUUAUAGAUAUAACUUUAAAUUUGUUGAAUUCGGAUAAUAAAUAUCAGAUAAUACCUCAAGAAAUCGCUAAUGUAAUUUUCAGUCCUGAUGAACUUUCAGAAUCAUUUCUAAAUAGAAUAUCUUUACAUAAGAGUCAUCUCGCGAUACCGUUAUUAAUCAAUCAGAAUCAUCACUGUCUUAUUAUCAUCGAUUUUAUUGAAUUAACUUUCGCUUUUAUGGAUCCAUUCAAUAGUAACGCGGAAAAAACAGCAUCAUAUCUUGAACUAUUCAAAAAAUUCGCGGAAGCGUAUAAUCAGGUUAAAAAUGUUCCAAUUGCCAUAGAUUUAAAUGUAAUUGUCUAUAAGCAUGCCGUGCAGAAAGAUAGUUUCAAUUGUGGAAUGUUUUGUAUUAAAUUUUUUGAGUGUAUUUUGAACGGGAGUGAUAAGACGAGGGCAACAAAAAUGGAACAAUAUAGGAAUGAAAUCAAGUAUCUAAUUCUCAAUAGAUCUGAUGAUGUGUGGAAUCGGUGUUUGAUAUGUUCGCGCAUUGGUGAUCGGAACGAAUCAAAUAAUUGCGCCAAUUGCAAGAGAUUGGUUCAUAAUGAGUGCCUAUCUGUCGGUGCAGAAUCAUUCAUAAAUCAAAAUGUUUGUCGACUUUGUGCCCAAUAUUUUAUUUGAAAACGAAUUGCGAUUCACGAUUUUCAUGUGGUUUGCGAUAUAGAUACUGUUUUUGAUGCGGUCGAACCUUUACUUUCUUAGUACGGUAUGCGUCUGUCUAUAGCGGUAUAUUUCUGGAGGAAGGGUAAGGCUGUGUGGGGAGAGAGGAGGCCUUUUGCAGAGAUGAGGUGAUGAUCUUCAUCUCUGUCUUAAUGCGGUUUUCAUGCGGUUGCGGUAUGAGUAAACGGUUGCGGUGUGCGGUAUGCGGUACUUGGCUUCAUGAGACGGCAUAUUUCUGGAGGAAGGGUGCUUUGGGGAAUGCUAGAAGAAGUGAGAGUGGAGAUUUAACUCACACAAAGUCAGAUGAUGAGAAAAGGAGGAGAGGAAAGUGCCAGAGAAACCGCUAAAUAUAUAUUUCUUACUCAUCUGAUAGAGAGAAUGGCCCACCAAGACGUCGGUUGUGAUGUUAAUCAAAUAUUGGAUCAACAAAUUUUCAGGAAAUUCACCUCGACCGGAAGUAGGUUGUAACGGAAUGUUUCACGUUCCGUCAACUAAUUUUGCCCCAUUGCCUUACUACGCCCAUGGUUAUUCGUUUCGAAACAGCGCUACGUUCAGCCGAAUAUGUAACUACAGGUGAUUUCAUCUCGCUUCCACUAGUGCAAUGGAAGGGUUCAUCUCUCUUCUCGAAAAAUGGAUAUUGAAAAUUUUUGAAGACAUUGGAAAUCGAAUUCGGAAUUCCUGCGAAUCCUGCGACGCUCUCUUCCUGCUUGGCUUCAUCUGAAGAUUUGUGAGGUCAUCCUGAAAAGUUGAAAUUCAUUUGGAAAUUGUCACAAAAAUACUCGAAUUUGAGGUAUUCUAGGACACAUUCUGGACAACAUCUUGGUUAACUAUCUACAUUUAGAAUUUGGUUCACUCAAGGAAGGACAGAAGGAAUCAUUGGUGACCAGGCCAUUCCAGUAAUCUGAGUUCAGGUGAGUAUAAUGUGCAUUUAUCUAUCUAUAGAUGUCAAUUUGAGAGUGCAAAUAAUACACCUGUACUGUAUUUCGACUCGAUACUUAGGUAGUCUUCUAGUUCUCUAGCCAUGGAAAAUAAUAUUUUUUACCUUCUGGAUAUGAUAAAUUUUCAUAAGAAAUCCACUAUUUUCACUCAUUCUCUGAUAAAUUGAUGAUUUGUAUAACUCACUAUAGAGAAAUCAGAAUUUCUCGUUUACCUCUAUAUGAAAGAUUUUUUUGAAUUGAAGUUCAAUUAAGCUUUACUAUAUUAUCUCAAGGGAUAGAAUAUUUCUAUGAAGGAUUUGAUUAAGUCAAAUUUAAAUUAAACUUCACAAUUUGAUGUUUCAAGGAAUAGAAUUAUAGUAUAUUCUUACACCUUGUUAUAUACCUAGGAAAUAAAAUAUCCAGGUGGAUAAUUUUCUUUUUGUAAUACUGACUCCUUGUGAGAAGCAGUUUAACGUGAUUCCUUGAAUUUAUUUCCAAUUAUUGAUUGAAGUGUUAGAUGAAUUUGUACCUAAACUGAACCAGAUAGAUCAUAUUGUUUAUCUUUUACCCUGUGGUAACGCAUAUACUGCUGUAGAUAUUUUCUCCACAGGAACAACAAGAAAACCUACUCCAUUCAGGAAUGAAGCAAAGUUGGAGACUGAAAUUGUUUAUGAGCCGCUUCAGAAUCUAAAACCUCACUUCACAGAAGCCUAUAGUCACGAAGCUUGGCAAGCCGUAAUCCAAGAGCUCUGCAUCCUAACUAAGAAUAAGGAAAUGAAGUCAACCUGAAGGUGGGCCCAUGUUACCUGAGAACUCACUUCGAGGAGGUCAUAUCUAUAAGGCAGCUAGUUCGAAACCAGACAGAAGAAUAAUUCUGCAUACCAACAAGAGCAAAAAAAAUCUUUAUGAGACAUUGAUUUUGGUCAAUAAAUUCAUGAGUUCUGUUAUUUGACAUAGAAAUCAUUUCUCCUAAUUCUAGUAAAUUUUGUAAAGUUACUGUAAAUAAUAUCAUUUGUUGGGACCUUGGUCAUCCAAAUAUUUGUAAAUAUAAAAAUG